CUGCAGUAGAGACAAGUCUCUGUUUCUCUCUGAAAGAAAACUCAAACUGACUUCAUCAGGUCUUUCUCAACAACACAGCAGAGUCUCUGCCAAACAGUGAUAUGACUGCUGUGAGCAUUCGGUCAUCUGAAGAUCAGUUUCUGUGCUCCAUCUGUCUGGAUGUGUUCACUGAUCCUGUCAGCACACCAUGUGGUCACAACUUCUGCAAAAACUGCAUCACUGAACACUGGAAUACUAAUGACCAGUACCUGUGUCCGAUGUGCAAAAAGGUUUUCAACACAAGACCUGAGCUGCAUGUCAACACUUUCAUCUCUGAGAUGGUCGCUCAGUUCAGACAGUCAGCGCAACAGAAAGCCGGCAGCAGCAGCUCAGAGCAACAAGUGUCCAAACCAGGAGAAGUUCCCUGUGACAUCUGCACUGGAACCAAACUGAAGGCCCUGAAGUCCUGCCUGGUGUGUCUGGUCUCCUACUGUGAGACUCACCUGGAGCCUCAUCUGACAACGUCAGGCCUGAAAAGACAUCAGCUGAUCGACCCUGUGGAGAACCUGGAAGGCAGGAUGUGUACGGAGCACGAUAAACCUCUGGAGCUGUUCUGUAAGACCGACCAGACAUGUGUCUGCAUGCUCUGCACUGUUUUAGACCACAAGACUCAUGAUGUUGUUCCUCUGAAAGAAGGAUAUGAAGGAAAGAAGAUAGAGCUGAGGAAGACAGAGGAUGAAAUUAAGCAGAUGAUCCAGAAGAGACGACUGAAGAUUCAGGAGAUCAAACACUCAGUCGACCUCAGUGAGGAAGAUGCAGACAGAGAGAUAGCAGAAGGUGUUCAGGUCUUCACUUCCCUGAAGGAGUCUGUUGAGAGAGGCCUGAAUGAGCUCAUCAACACGAUCAAAGAGAAGCAGAAAACAACAGAAAAACAGGCUGAAGCUUUCAUCAAAGAGCUGGAACAGGAAAUCUCUGAGCUGAUGAAGAGAAGCACUGAGGUGGAGCAGGUGUUACGCUCUGAAGACCACCUCCAUCUUCUCCAGAGUGUCCAGUCCCUAAACAUCCAACAACCUCCACCCACCAAGGACUGGACAGAGGUCAGCGUCCGUCCAUCAUCAUAUGAGGGGACUGUGGUUAAAGCUGUGGUUCAGCUGGAGGAGACACUCAGUAAAGAGAUCAAGAAGCUGCUCCCUGAGUCUGAGCUGAAGAGGGUCCAGCAGUAUGCAGUGGAUGUGACUCUUGAUCCUGAUACAGCAUUUCCCUAUCUCAUCCUGUCUGAUAAUGGAAAACAUGUGACUGAUGGUGAUGUGAGGAAGAAUCUCCCAGACAACCCAGAGAGAUUUUCUCAUUAUCGUGGUGUUUUAGGAAAGCAGAGUUUCUCUUCAGGCAGAUUUUACUUUGAGGUUCAAGUUAAAGGAAAGACUAGAUGGAGUUUAGGAGUGGCCAGAGAGUCGGUCAACAGGAAGGGAAACAUCACACUGAGCCCUGAGGAUGGUUACUGGGCUAUACGGUUGAGAAAUGAGUACUACGCUGCUGCUGACCCUGAUGUCCAUCUCUCUCUGAAGUCUCCUCCUCAGAAGGUGGGGGUGUUUGUGGAUUAUGAGGAGGGUCUGGUCUCCUUUUAUGACGUAGAUGCUGCAGCUCUUAUCUACUCCUUUACUGGCUGCUCUUUCACUGAGAAACUCUUCCCAUAUUUCAGUCCAAGCAUUAGUGAUGGUGGUAAAAACUCUGCCCCCUGAUCAUCUCUCCUGUCAGAGUAAACUAAUCACUGAUCUCAUUUGACCUCUCUCUCUCUCUCUUUCUCUCUCUCUCUCUGUAUUGAUUUAUUUUAAGUCAAGGAACAGAUUGUACAUAUUCAUAUUUUCGUCUUCUUUUCUACAGAAUCGGUUUCUUGUGGUGACUGAUUUACACUUUAUUCCAUUUAUUAUCAUAUGGUUAAAUGUGCAGCAAUUCCUUACAAAUUGAAUCAAACUUCAUCUUGACAUAUUUGGUGUCUUUAGUAACUGAUUUCUUCUGGAAGUUAUAAUGAAUGUCUUUGGGUUUAAAUAGAUAUUGUCCACAUAACGUGUGUCAUGAUGCAUCAAAUUAAUGUGAUGAAUUAUGACUAGAAACAAAGCAAUUGCAGAUAUCCGCAAAUGGAGAAAACACAAAUGUUUGUGUUUUUUCUCAUUUUAAAUAUGUAAAAUUAAAAAAGGUAAAGUGCAUAUCUGAUGGGGCAAUUAGGAUCUAAGAGGUAUAUGGUGUGAAUUGGUUGUCGGAUGUUAUUUUUUAUAUUCCUUAAUGUGACAGGAAAGAGUCUGAAUUAUUGUGGCAUAUUUGCAGAAAUAAAGUUUGUUUGUUGAUACCAAGAA
Perca fluviatilis (European perch) is the source of this 2330-nucleotide messenger RNA. RefSeq names its product E3 ubiquitin-protein ligase TRIM21-like. Bases 102 to 1718 code for a protein of 538 amino acids. Gene Ontology annotation, molecular function: protein binding; zinc ion binding. Lineage: Eukaryota; Metazoa; Chordata; Actinopteri; Perciformes; Percidae. The transcript has 2 exons. The record is from RefSeq and is a predicted model, not a curated record.